GAUUUAAAUCAGGAGAGCGUGGUGGCCAAGCAAUCGGUCCACCUCUAGCGCUCAGGAUAAUGUGCAUUAAGGUGCCUGCGGGCAGACAGACUGAAAUGUGUGGGAGCACCAUCAUGCAUGAAGUACAGCUGUUGAUGGAAUGCUAGUGGCAUGUCUUCCAAGUAAUCAGGCAAUGUAGUACGCAAGAAAUCUGUGUAGUUCUGUUCAUUAAGCUUGUCCGGAAGAACGUAGGGUCCCAACAAACAAUCACCAACAAUGGCUGCCCAGAUUUUAAUGGCGAACCUCUGUUGAUUGAGACCAUUGGAUAGUUGCACGGGGAUUUGUGUCCGCCCACACGUGCCGAUUAUAUUUUGGAUUCCGUCCCUGUGAAUGUCGCCUCAUCCGUGAACAACACCAAAGCUGCGAAGUCAGGCGUCGCACCGCAUUGUUGCAGCAACCACCGGCAGAACGUUACUCCUGUAGGAUAAUCCGCAGGAGGCAAGGCUUGUACAGGAGCUGUUCUCGUAGCAGUCACCAGAUCGUAAUCUGCGGGAUAUUCUUCUGCAGGACUACAUCUUCCUCGUCCUCGGGGGUUGUACUUCUUGGCCGUCCCCCUGUGCCUGGUGGACGUGCGAAACUCCCGUGUUCGCAUAGGCGGCGAUGGGUACCUUCAAAUGUCUUUCGGUCUAGCAAUCUGCACAUUGGAUAGCGUCCCUGAUACAAGCGACGCGCCUCCGAAGCAUUACCAUCCGCCAAACCAUACAUGUAAUGCAUGCUCGCGAGUUCUUCGUUCGUGUACAUUACGUAUCACUUUAAAGCAGGCUGCAAACACUUAAUAAUCACAGAUAACAGACGUCAUACACACAUCCACAUUCCUUCAUCUCAUGAAAAUUCUUUUCCCAAGCCAAAUCUACUUUGUACCGCCUGGCAUAGACUGCACGCCGUCUGUCAUAUACGCCAGGCUCUUGCUCAAUUAACUGCACAAAAACAAAUUACCAGCUCCGUCAGUUAUUCCUGACAACUUAACUAACUGGAUCCUCAUGCGCAUUACAGAACAGCUGCUUUCUACGAAUCCACGCAACAACUCACGUCAGCCGUACUCAAUCUAAUGAAGACUGGCAUGCUCCGUUGCCUGGAUAUUGAGUUUCUCAGUCUCCCAACGCGUUGCGUUGUCGUUUCCUCAAUUUGCGCAGCCCCAAUUACUAACUUGUGUCAACUCCGGCUGAUUACACUUUUCAGAAAUCGCGGUUGGCAGUUUCCUUGGUGUACGACCGGCUUCAACUGCCUAAGGUUCGUAGUGUGUGCUGUGAGAACAAAGAAAGCAAAUUAGUAUGUAUUUGUACAGAAUUAUUAUUAUGUUUCCUUACAGACUUGGGCAAAUAUUCGCGACUAGAUACAAGUACGCUUGUUAGAAAUAUGAUUCCAUAUCACCAGGAUUCUAGCAAAUCAAUUCAUUUGCAAACCACAAAACGUGUGAUAAGAAAGUUUCGAGGUUAUGAAAGAUUCUGCUACAAAGAGACGAAGAAAUAUUUCCUGCUUUGAGAGAAAGGAUGAACUAUACAAAGUCAGAGAAGGUCUUAGUGGGUCCAUAUGGUGAGAUAUACCCAGCAAGUCAUGAUGCAAACCACGCCAUGAAUAUAAAAGCUGAAGAAGUCUCAGACUCACAAGAGAAAGCGGAUCCUGCGCAAAUAACAGUUCAGGAGAUAAAGGCUGAACCUGAGAACUGUACAAAUUCAGAGAACGUUUUAGUGGGUCUGUAUGGUGAGCCAUACCCAACACCUCAUAAUGCAUAUCAGGCCAUGAAUGUAAAGGCUAAGGCAGAAGAGGAAGAGGAUCCUCUUGCAGUAACAUUUCCAGAACUAAAGGCUGAACCUAAGACCAUGAAAGUAUUACAUGCAGAAAGGAAGGGACCCAAACUCAAAACAUUAGAAAGAUAUUAUAUCUGGACCGAAAUGCUACAACAUAGCGACAACAUCGACACAAGGAGCAGCCCAUACACAUAUCAUAAGAAGGUCAAAUGGUGAUUUGAAUGAACUUCAACGUAUACAUGGUGAGGAGCAACAAUAUUCCUGUGAUGAGUGUGGUGAUUCAUUCAGUCAAGAGCAAAUUCUGAUAGCAAAUCGACGCAUACGUAGCGGGGAGCAGUCAUUUUGUUGCAAUAUGUGUAGUAAGUCAUUCAGCUAUAAGAGUCAUCUGAAGAGACACCUGCGCAUACAUACUGGAGAGCGGCCGUUUUGUUGUGAUGUCUGUAGUAAGUCAUUCAGUGUUAAGAGUAAUCUGAAGACACAUCAUCGCAUACAUAGUGGGCAGCAGUCAUUUUGUUGCAACAUGUGUAAUAAAUCAUUCAGCUAUUUGAGUGAGCUGAAGAGACACCUGCGCAUACAUACUGGAAUGCGGCCAUUUUGCUGUGAUGUGUGUAGUAAGUCAUUCAGUGUUAAGAGUAAUCUGAAGACACAUCAGCACAUACAUACUGGGAAGCAGUCAUUUAUAUGUGACGUUUGUAAUAAGUCAUUUAUUUCAAAGAGUGAUCUGAAGACGCAUAUGCACAUACAUACUGGGGAGAAGCCAUUUUGCUGUGAUGUAUGUAGUAAGUCAUUCAGUUUGCAGUGUAAUCUGAAGUUUCAUAAGUGCAUACAUAGUAGGGAGAAGCCAUUUUGCUGUGCUGUAUGUAAUAAGUCAUUCGGUGUGCAGAGUAGUCUGAAGAGGCAUCAACGCA
Molecule: messenger RNA, 2695 nt
Organism: Cryptotermes secundus
Lineage: Eukaryota; Metazoa; Arthropoda; Insecta; Blattodea; Kalotermitidae
Exons: 5
Coding region: 1530-2003 (157 amino acids)
Source: RefSeq, a predicted model, not a curated record